Molecule: messenger RNA, 309 nt
Organism: Zymoseptoria tritici IPO323
Lineage: Eukaryota; Fungi; Ascomycota; Dothideomycetes; Mycosphaerellales; Mycosphaerellaceae
Exons: 1
Coding region: 21-266 (81 amino acids)
Source: RefSeq, a predicted model, not a curated record
GGUGGGCCGUUCUUCUGCUCAUGGUCUUUGACGGCGCCUCGAAGCUUGGCCUGGGAGGAUGGGAAGGUCGAUUGAGACGGAUGCGGCGGGCCGUUCCUCUGCUCAUGAUCCUUGACGGCAGUUCGAAGGUCUCCGCGUGCUUGCUUGUUGCGGUUGCGGUCGUCGCGAUUCUCAUGGUUGCCGUGGUAUCCGGUCUCAUCGUAUCUUUCUCCGCCUCUCCUGCGAGGAGCUCUGCCGUCAACAAGGAGGAGAGGUCGACGUUAUGAUGAUGCAUAUGGGAGAGCUCGAGGGUGCCUGAGCGUGGUUCCG